Molecule: messenger RNA, 2706 nt
Organism: Cyclopterus lumpus (lumpfish)
Lineage: Eukaryota; Metazoa; Chordata; Actinopteri; Perciformes; Cyclopteridae
Gene: tbc1d15
Product: TBC1 domain family, member 15
Exons: 18
Coding region: 72-2045 (657 amino acids)
Biological process (GO): activation of GTPase activity
Molecular function (GO): GTPase activator activity
Source: RefSeq, a predicted model, not a curated record
GAGGCGCUCCGCUCCGACGUUGACAGGCACGUGAGCAGUGACGUCAUCAGGAGCGAGACGGAGCAGGUGACAUGGCGGCGGACGCGCUUUUGAAGGUCGUAUUUGAACAUGAAGGAGUCUUCAUCCACCCGAGCAGCGACGAAGACGCCGUCGGGCAGGACUCGCUCGUCUCAGGCUCUCUCCGGGUUGUUGACAAGGAUGCUGAAGUCAUUGUUGAGUACAAACCUGUGGAAGAAACAGUCGACACAUCAAACAUGCUGUGUGCUGGAAAGGACUCCAGUUCAGUCAUGGAGUGGGACCAGGUUUCAGGUGAGAAGUCCCUGCAUCUGUUGGAAAGCCAGCAGAGCUACGAGACGGAGUGGGACAUGGUCAACGCCGUGUCCUUCAAGAAGAAGAGCUGCUCUAACGGAGAGGGCUCUCUGAACCACUGCCAUGAGAGGAGCCGGGGGGCAUUCAGCUUUGCUGUCAGUGACCUCCGGUCCAUCACCGUAAAGGAAGAAGGUUGGACCUUUCUGGUUCUGAAGCUGAAGGAUUCCUGCUCCUCCCUGCCUGCUCUGCACUUCCAUCAUGGCGGCAGCAGAGAGUUCCUGGACAGCCUCAGGAGGUUUGCUCUGCUCAGCGAAGCUCCAGAAGAUGACACUUGUCUGAUGGUUAGCACUCCAAACAGAGCUCUUUCUCAGUCCUUUGAGAACCUGCUGGACGACAACAACUUCGGCCUCGUUCAGCAGAAGUUCAGGAAGGACCCCUACGUCACCACGCUGGGCGGCUUCUCCAAAGUCACCAACUACAUCUUCGAUGCGUUCCGGGGGACGGAGGAGCAGCACCAGCGCCCCCCGGAGGAGGUGGAGCUGCUGGGGGAGGUCAUCCCCGGACUGGAGAUCAACCAGCAGGAGGAGCCCGGCUUUGAGGUCAUCACCAGGAUCGACCUGGGGACGAGGCCAGAGGUGAACCGUACUGGUCCUCUGUCCUCAGAGGACUGGAUCAGACACCAGGAUACAGAGGGGAGGAUGAUCAACAUCCCGCUGCUCAAACAAGUCAUAUUCAAAGGAGGACUCUGCCAUGCUUUGAGGAAAGAAGCCUGGAAGUUCCUGUUGGGAUAUGUCCCCUGGGACAGCACGCUGGAGGAGAGGAAAGUCCUGCAGAGAUCCAGAACUGAUGAAUACUUCCGGAUGAAGCUUCAGUGGAAGUCAGUGAGUGAGGAGCAGGAGAGGAGAAACUCCAGACUGAGGGACUACAGGAGUCUGAUCGAGAAAGACGUGAACCGAACGGACCGGAGCAACAGGUUUUAUGAAGGCAUGGACAACCCGGGUCUGGUCCUCCUGCACGACAUCUUGAUGACCUACUGCAUGUUCGACUUCGACCUGGGCUACGUCCAGGGGAUGAGCGACCUGCUGUCACCCAUUCUCUACGUGAUGGAGAACGAGGUGGACGCCUUCUGGUGCUUUGUCUGCUUCAUGGACCAAAUGCACCAGAACUUUGAGGAGCAGAUGCAGGGCAUGAAGACUCAGCUGAUCCAGCUCAGUACUCUGCUCAGACUGCUGGACUUGUCCUUCUGGAACUACCUCGAGUCUCAGGAUUCAGGUUUUCUGUAUUUCUGCUUCCGCUGGUUGUUGAUCAGAUUCAAGAGAGAGCUCAGCUUCCAGGAUGUUCUGAGGCUCUGGGAGGUGAUGUGGACCGGUCUGCCCUGUGACAAUUUCCACCUGCUGGUCUGCUGUGCCAUCCUGGACUCGGAGAAGCAGAAGAUCAUGGAGGAGAACUAUGGAUUCAAUGAGAUCCUCAAGCACAUUAACGAGCUGUCCAUGAAGCUGGACAUCGAAGACAUCCUUCAGAAGGCCGAGGGCAUUUGUGAGCAGAUAACGAGCUGUAAGGACUUGCCCCACUCCAUCAGCGCCAUCCUGGGUCCAGAUCCAGGUCUGGACUCUGAGGUCUGUGACUGUGCAGCGUCUCCGGCUCUCAGGCCGCCCCAGCGAGCGGACGCCUGCUCCAACGGACUGUUGAGAGGAAGCGGCUCUCAGCACGGCUGCAGAGUGGCCUUCAUCUCGUAGUGUCAGACCCAGAGGACCAGGACCACCGUGUAAACGGAUGAAGAUUAUUCAGAAUCUUAUUUUUGUAAUUUCUUGUACCAUAUUGAGUCUGUCAUUCCUCCUGAAAAACCAUUCAGCCCUGUGACUACAGUACCGGUUGGGGUCCUGGUUCUGAACUCGCUAACAGCUGUUCUAUAGGACGCAUCUGAGCCAAUGAGCUGCUUUCAUCUCUGGAGAGUUCCUUCAGUUCCACAGAGGGAACCGCACUCGUUCUAUGGACAUAUAUGGACCUCAGCGGGACAGAGACAGACAGACAUAUUCAUUAUUCAUUCUCUCUGAUUUCCAUCCUAAAUAAACCCCCAUGAUCUGCUUCUUAAAGGGACAGUAGCGAUGUUUACGCGUGUUGUACUGCACUAGAUGAAGCAAAGCCACGUAUCUCAGACACUGAAUCAUGUCGGUUCUAUUCAGAAUAUAUUUCCUCUUCACCUUUCUGACGGGAACUGAAGCUGUUGUCUUUGUUCUCUUCAAACACAACAGACUCCAUUCACAAAAACACCCAUUUAAGCUCCACGAAGCAGCGCCACUGUCCCUUUAACUGACAGGAUGGAGCUGCAGACGGAGGUGGUGCUCCUCCUUCAGUAUUAAUCAUCCAACAUGUAAUUAAAGAAGAAUUGAUCAACAU